Magallana angulata is the source of this 1560-nucleotide messenger RNA. RefSeq lists its product as uncharacterized. The coding region runs from base 1 to 1149 and encodes 382 amino acids. The record is from RefSeq and is a predicted model, not a curated record. NCBI's taxonomy places the organism in Eukaryota, Metazoa, Mollusca, Bivalvia, Ostreida, Ostreidae. The transcript is spliced from 2 exons.
AUGUUCGGGAGAGAGCCAAAGUUACCUGUAGAUGUCAUCUUUGGAUUGUCUAGAACGUAUGAUGAUUACAAGUGUACAACCAAGUACAUAGAGAAGAUGAAGCUGCGCUUGCAGGAAGCAUAUAGGCAAGCAAGGACAGCUACCAAAGCUUCCCAGAACAGACAGAAAUCCAAUUAUGACCUAAGAGCCAGAGCAGCUACAUUAGGAAUUGGUGACAGGGUCCUUGUUAGAAUAGUGUCAUACGACGGGAAACACAAGAUAGCGGACAAGUGGGAAGACAACCCAUAUAUCAUUAUUUCCCAACCAAAGGAGGACAUCCCUGUAUCCAAAGUAAGGCGAGAGGAUGGAGAAGGUCGUUGCAAGGUUCUACAUAGGAAUAUAGUAUUACCUAUUGGAACUAAGUUUCCAAUAGCUAGAUCGACACCUCCAAAGCCAAAGCCGAGAAAAGGGAAGGAGCAAAGAAAGGACAAAGAUGAUAUUUCAGAGGAAGAUAGUGAAUUUUCUUUUGCAGGUUACCGUGUAAUGCGAAGAAAUUCCCCACAGAAUUCCACUAGUCAACAUGAUGACGAUCAUGCUUGGACUAGAGAAGCUUCAGAUGCUGAUUCAGAAGAGGACACUCUUCACCAGUAUGUGCCUGAGGAUCAGCCUGAGGAAGAGGAAGAUAAAGAACCUUCGAUAGCAGAUGAUGAGACUUCCAAAGCAGAUGAUGAGACUUCCAUAGCAGAUGAUGAGAAUUCCAUAGCAGAUGAUGAGAUUUCUACAGUAGAUGAUGAGAUUCCCAUAGCAGAUGAAGAGACUUUCAUCGCAGAUGAGGAUCAUUCCAUUGCUGAUGAUGAACCACAACUAGAUAUAGAGAGACCAGUUCCCGCUCCAAGGAGGUCAGGAAGAGAGAGAAAAGCGCCCGACUGGACCAAAGAUUAUGUGAUGAUGACACAAGAUAAGCCAGACUGGUUACAGCGAGCAACAUUUCUAAGAGAGAUUAUGAAGGAUGGACAUUUUGAUAAUGUGAACUCUAGUGUAUACCAGAUGGCCAUGUUGAACAUUGUUUCAUCAUUGCAGUUAGUCAAUUUUAAAAACAUGUAUAUAUUCUGUUUUUAUGCCGUUUUAUGCUAUAUUUCUCCGUUGAAUGACGCGGACGUCAUUCCAUAACCGGGGGGAGAUUGUAAUAGUAUGAAUAUUAUGAAUAUCGUAUUAUUUGAGUACAUAGAUUAAGUAUAUAGAUUUUAAGAUAAAACCAACCAAAUCUGACACACAUUUUAAAUACACACCACACACACAUAGAUCCACCCUGUACCUUUACACACCUGUAUAUAUACCCCAGGGGCAUUGAUUUGGUAAACAUUUGUGUGCAUGAGUUUUAUUGGUCAGAUAUUUGUUAGGGUUGUUGUGGUUGGUUUGUUGAUCUGAUUAUGAUAUUUUGCCGCCAAGUUUUGUCAAUCUUUGUUUGGUCAGCCAGAGGGUAGCAGUUAUAUAGAAUAAGGCCUACAGUACAUCAUUAAGUCUGACAACAGACUAUUUCUCUUUCUGAUAUAUAAACCAUUAUACACUCAUCAUUACAUG